CCAGAGAUUCCUCUCAUUUAAUCACUUCAGAUUCGAAAGUUUCUCUCUUUUUCCAAAAACCCCCUUUUCAAAUAAUGGAUACUACUACUACGCCUCCUUCUCUCCGUUCGAACCCUAGAUCCGCGUUGCGUCUUGCUCGAAACAACAACACUCUUGUCAAAUCUCACAUUCCAUCUCUCGAUUUGGUUCUAUCGUCUCCGAGGAACAACGGUACUCCUUACCCAUCACCUGUUUCUCUCAACUCUCCAUCUUCUCCUGUUACUCUUCGCGAAAUCCUUCUUUUAUCUCCUUCUCAUCUUCGUAAAUCGAGAACCCGUUUAAGCAAUCGGUUCGAUAUGGAAGCUGCGGAGGCUGCUGUGGCGGCACGGCGAUGUAAGACAAAAGGAGGGCAAAAUGGUCUUUUGACUUGUGCCUCGCCGUCGCCGAGAAAUUUCCGGAGGUCGAGACUAAGGUCGGAGGCGAUGGUAGAUUCAAAGGAAAAUACGGAGCCAAUUGUUGUCCUGACCGAUGAAAAAAAACAGAAACCGAGGAAACAGAAGAAGACUGGUCGAUCUAAGAAGGAGAAGCACAGUUCUGUUCCUCUCUUACCUUCUCCUAGUCCAUCUUCAGAUCAAAAUGAAGAUGUUUGUCAAAGUGAUUUAGAGCGGAUUAGAGAGAAUAUCAGCGAUUUGAUUAUGUGGAGAGAUGUUGCGAAAUCAACACUUUGGUUUGGUUUCGGAUGUAUAUGUUUCCUAUCUUCUUGCUUUGCUGCUAAAGGAUUUAACUUUAGUGUUUUCUCAGCGAUGUCGUAUCUUGGACUCUUGUUUCUUGGGGUAUCGUUCUUGUCAAAUACUCUUCGCCAAAGGGCAACCGAAGAAGCGCGGAGAGAGCUUAAACUAAGUGAAGAGGAUGUAUUACGAAUCGCUAGACGAAUGCUUCCCAUCACCAAUUUAGCGAUAUCAAAGACGAGCGAGCUUUUCUCUGGCGAACCAGCAAUGACACUCAAAGUGGCACCCUUUGUUCUAAUGGGAGCCGAAUAUGGUUACCUCAUAACAUUGUGGAGGUUGUGUGCUUUUGGUUUCUUCCUUAGCUUCACCAUUCCAAAGCUAUAUUCAUGUUAUGCGAGUCAGAUUAACCAGAAAGUUGAAUGUGCACAAAAGAGAAUUGUUGAAGCUUGGGGAGUUUGCACACACAAGAAAUUCGUAGCAGGCUCUGCAGUUACUGCAUUCUGGAACCUGACUUCUCUCAAGACCCGUUUUAUCGCAGUGUUUAUCAUUGUGGUAGUAAUCAGAUACAGACGCCAGAAUCUACAGUUCGAUUCCGAGGAAGAUGAGGAGAAGCAACAAGAACAAACUCACCCGGAGCAACAAGAAUCGCCGGAAGAAAAGUCACCUCCACCUUCACCGUCGCCGUCGCCACCGCGGUCAGCAGAAGAAGAGCAAGCGUUGGUGGUGGUUGCAGAAUCCGAAGCACCAAAGAAGCUCUAGUCUAGUGUUGACUUUUCAGUUUCCACCUAUGUAAUAACAUUUCACAUUUACG
Arabidopsis arenosa is the source of this 1518-nucleotide messenger RNA. Lineage: Eukaryota; Viridiplantae; Streptophyta; Magnoliopsida; Brassicales; Brassicaceae. The record is from the annotation of a GenBank genome assembly.